Molecule: messenger RNA, 608 nt
Organism: Terrapene triunguis (Three-toed box turtle)
Lineage: Eukaryota; Metazoa; Chordata; Testudines; Emydidae
Gene: GUCA1B
Product: guanylate cyclase activator 1B
Exons: 4
Coding region: 1-597 (198 amino acids)
Biological process (GO): visual perception
Cellular component (GO): photoreceptor inner segment; cone photoreceptor outer segment
Molecular function (GO): calcium ion binding; calcium sensitive guanylate cyclase activator activity
Source: RefSeq, a predicted model, not a curated record
AUGGGACAACAUUUCACCAAUGAGGAAGGGGAACAAACAGACAUUGAUGUUGCUGAGUUGCAGGAAUGGUAUAAGAAGUUUGUAGUGGAAUGUCCCAGCGGGACUCUCUUCAUGCAUGAAUUCAAACGCUUCUUUGGAGUCCAGGAUAACCAGGAAGCAGCAGAGUAUAUUGAGACUAUGUUCAAAGCUUUUGAUAAGAAUGGGGAUAACACCAUUGAUUUUCUGGAGUAUGUGGCUGCUUUGAAUCUUGUCCUACGAGGAAAAUUGGAACACAAGCUGAAAUGGACAUUCAAAGUGUAUGACAAGGAUGGGAACGGCUGCAUAGACAAACCUGAGCUCUUAGAAAUAGUUGAUUCUAUUUACAGGCUGAAGAAAGUGUGUCGGUCGGAAAUGGAAGAGAGGACUCCACUGCUCUCCCCCGAGGAAGUCGUGGACAGGAUAUUUCAGUUAGUGGAUGAGAAUGGGGACGGGCAAUUGUCCCUUGAUGAGUUCAUUGAUGGUGCACGGAAAGACAAGUGGGUGAUGAAGAUGUUACAAAUGGACGUAAACCCUGGAGGGUGGAUCGUGGAACAGAGAAGGAAAAGUGCUUUGUUUUAAUUGACUUCACU